Messenger RNA from Alternaria incomplexa, 969 nucleotides. RefSeq lists its product as uncharacterized. Lineage: Eukaryota; Fungi; Ascomycota; Dothideomycetes; Pleosporales; Pleosporaceae. Gene Ontology annotation, cellular component: cytoskeleton. The transcript is spliced from 3 exons. Gene Ontology annotation, molecular function: actin filament binding. The record is from RefSeq and is a predicted model, not a curated record. The coding region runs from base 1 to 969 and encodes 322 amino acids.
AUGUCUGCCGGAUACUUUCCAAAACGAGAGAAGGUUGGUCUUGAGGACCUUUUCAAAGGCCUAGUCACUGCCUGUCACAUCCUCGACCACAAUGGCAUCUUCGAUGCUUAUGGCCAUAUCUCUGUCCGGUCGCCCGACAAUCCCGCGACGUUCUGGAUGCCUUGCAAUAUGCCGCCAGCGUUGGUCAGCUCGCAAGACGAUCUGGUCGAAUACAACGUCGAUGGCGCCGAAGCGGUCGAGAAGGACGCGAAACCAGGUUAUCUAGAGCGACACAUCCACAGCGAGAUAUACAAGAGGUUUCCGGCCAUCAACAGUGUGGUGCAUAGCCAUGCCGGCGAUGUUCUGCCGUACUGCGUUAGUGGUGUGCCUCUAAAGAACACAAUACACAUGGCUGGCUUCUUGGGUACCAAUGUGCCAGUCUGGGAUGCCUCGAACAGCUACCCCUCCGGUUCGAAGCACGAUCUGCUCGUUCGCGACAGCACGCUCGGCGCCUCUCUUGCAGCUGCGUUCAAACCAGCCACGUCGACCGGCUUCAUCUACUCCAAAGUACGCUCCGCUCUACCCUCGCAGCUCGGUGGUUCAUCUGCAGAGCCAAAGAUGGAACCCGAUCACGCUGUCGUUCUGCUACAAGGCCACGGCUUCACAACCGUCGCGCAUGGGAUCGAGGAAGCUGUCUACCAAGCAAUAUAUACGAAGGAGGCAGCCAAGGCGCAGACAACCGCUAUGACGGUCCUGAAUGCGCAUACAGGCUAUGCACUCGAGGGCAAGGUCGACGUUGAAGCCGGUGGCAAAAUCAAGUCGGGACAUGCGAAGGUUGAGGGCGGCAAUCUAAAGUAUCUGAGCGACAGGGAAUGCCACGAUGCCUGGGAGUCACUUUCAGGCACUUUGACCAGACCUUGGGCGCUCUGGUGCCGACAGGUGGAAGUUGACCCUUUGUACAGGAAUGAGUGCUUAGGCGGCGAUGAUUGA